AGGGUGCUACUCCCGGAGUCUGAAGCUGAGCUGCGAAAGCCGAAACUCAGGGGAAGGACCUCACCUCAUCUGUAUCUUUCUGGUAUAACGGAAGUUUCAGAGGACCUGUGUGGCAGUGGGAACUACACAGCAGAAAUGAGUCUCGACCUUGGGAGAGGUGUAGAGCCUGGUGAUGCUGUACCUGCCAGGGGGAACCUCAGAGUGGUUAUCAACCUGAAGACAAACAACAGUCAGAUAAACCUCGGGGUCACCUCCUGUUGCCUGUCUCCAACCAUCCAGCCAGACCUUGCGAACUCCACCUGCUGUCUUUUCUCAAGGUUAGCAGCGGAACCAGCAGGGAUCACACUGCUGCCCACUGCCUUGUCAACGAGUGCCAGCUUCACCAUCAGUCUCUUCCAAAUGAUUAAUUACUCAGUAGUGUACCUACACUGUGAUCUGAGUGUCUGCCUGAGGAACCACUCUGACUGUGAAAGGCAGUGUCUUCAGCAGAGGAGUGCACUUCCCUUAGAGGGCUCACAAUCUAUUGUCACCAAUCUCCGAAAUCGCAUAUCCUUUGGUCCCAUGUUGAAAGAAGUGAAGAAUUCUACAUUUCCAGAGGAGAUAGACCCAUCAGAACUGGACCUGGUUCUGGUUAUAGUCAGCCUUGUGGUCGGCUCCUCUCUUGUCACAGUGAUGCUGCUGCUGGUGUGGCUGGCUUACCGCAAACGAGGAAACUGGCUGCUCCGCUCAGCAGCUCCACCACGGGCCUGCUGUGGCUGUCUUCGCCCAGGAGGAGACUUGAUCCUUCCGUGA
Messenger RNA from Archocentrus centrarchus (flier cichlid), 792 nucleotides. RefSeq names its product uromodulin-like 1. Bases 136 to 792 code for a protein of 218 amino acids. The transcript is spliced from 5 exons. The record is from RefSeq and is a predicted model, not a curated record. NCBI's taxonomy places the organism in Eukaryota, Metazoa, Chordata, Actinopteri, Cichliformes, Cichlidae.